Leptinotarsa decemlineata (Colorado potato beetle) is the source of this 819-nucleotide messenger RNA. It is a transcript of the gene Ufc1, whose product is annotated as Ubiquitin-fold modifier conjugating enzyme 1. The record is from RefSeq and is a predicted model, not a curated record. Gene Ontology annotation, biological process: protein K69-linked ufmylation. NCBI's taxonomy places the organism in Eukaryota, Metazoa, Arthropoda, Insecta, Coleoptera, Chrysomelidae. Gene Ontology annotation, cellular component: cytoplasm. Gene Ontology annotation, molecular function: UFM1 conjugating enzyme activity.
AUCGUGAUUUGUGUUUACCACUCUGGUGAAGGGUGUGAAGACGGUGCAAAGAGUAGAGAGUUAUAAAUAUUUGAAAAUGGUUGAUGACAGCACUCGGAAAACUUUGAGUAGUAUUCCUCUCCUGAAAACGAAGGCAGGUCCGAGAGAUAAAGAUUUAUGGGUACAAAGGCUGAAGGAAGAAUAUAAAUCUUUAAUACAGUAUGUUCAAAAUAAUAAAGAAGCUGAUAAUGACUGGUUUAGACUUGAAUCAAAUAAAGAGGGUACUAAAUGGUUUGGCAAAUGCUGGUUUAUUCACGAACUACUAAAAUAUGAAUUUGAUGUUGAAUUCGAUAUUGCAGUGACUUAUCCCACUACAGCACCUGAAAUUGCCUUACCCGAACUUGACGGAAAAACUGCUAAAAUGUAUAGAGGUGGUAAGAUUUGUUUGAGCGAUCACUUUAAGCCUUUAUGGGCAAGAAAUGUUCCAAAAUUUGGGAUUGGACAUGCAAUGGCUCUUGGGGUUAGUUUUCAUUUGCUUUUUCUGACAAAUUAGUAUUUUGAAUAAUUGGGAAUGAUGCCCAUGUUAACACAUCACAUUCAUAGAUAGAUUUUUGUUACCUUGACAUCAACAUCACCUUAUAGGCAGAGGAUAAUUAUAGUACAGGAGAGGUAUAACAUUGAGGGAUAAAAAACAGGAUACUAUGGAUCACCUAAUCAAAAUUACAUUCCAUAUGCAGUUUUAGAAAUGGCUAUACAUCCUUUGCAUCACUACUGAUAAUGAAUAAUUUCGUUUUGCAUAAAAAAAUAUUUUUUAUGUGAGAAAUAUAACUGUUACAUGUA